AUGCGACAGCAGAGGAGUUUUUGGAGUUGGCGUCCUUGCCAACACGAAAAUGGCAAAGAACAUCGACUCUUUCGAACAACUUACGACCUGAAUCGGACGUCUAUGGAUGAGAAGAUGUGGUCCAACGCUAGCUCUGACUAUCUUCCUCGCUUACGCUCCAAUAUCAAGCCACGAAAAAGAAGUCGAAGCUUUCUAUAUGGACCUGGAGAAGUUCUACCGAGAAGAUCAUGCCUUCUACAAGGUCAAAAUUGGCGAUUUCGACGCCAAAAUUGGGCCCAAGAAGAACGCCUGAGGACUUCACAUCGGGACCCACGGCGUACAACGGAAAGAACAGGGGGAAAGGAGUUCAUCAUGACGACAAAGACCAUCCAUGGGAACUCGCAGUUCCAGAAGCCCUCUUCUCUACGCUGGACAUGGGAGUCACCCGGUGGAGGGUACCGUAAUGAAAUAGACCACAUCAUCGUCAAUAAAAGGUUCUGCCUGACGGACGUCGCUGUUGUGCCAAAGUUCUAUACGGGAUCGGACCAUCGCCUCCUCCGAGGAAGAUUUUCCUUCACAAGGAGAGAAGAGAAAGCCGCAAAGUUCAGAGAGCGAAAUCCCAGAACUAUUGUUAACUGGGAUCUUUUCGCCACGCUAGCCGGCUUUUGGAAAGAUUCCGCAAUAGAGAACGUCGACGAGAAGUUCCGGCUUGUUGAACAAUUUCACGACUGCACGAAGAAGGCUGAGAGUUUUAAAACCACGAACAUAUGCCUGUCUCUUGAAACUCUUGAGCUGAUACGCCAGCGUGGAGCAGCACGAGCCGCAGGGAACCAAGAACUCACGUCCGAGCUCGCAUGGCUUUGCAGAGAGGCGAUAAGGGAAAACCUUAAAGAGAGAAGAGCAGAAGUGCUGGCUGAAGCUGCAGAGGCGGGUAAAAAAAACCCCUAUGCCCGUCGAUACUUCGCCAGUCGCAAGACAAGGAUGAGUGCUCUCCGGAACCCGAAGGGAACAAUCAUUGCAUCCAGAAGGGGAAUGGAGAAAAACAUCUACGACUUCUACUCUGAUCUCUUCGACAGCCAUAUUCCACUUGCCUCCUCACCAUCUGAGAGAAGAUGGACAUGUUAUUCCAGAGGUUCUCCCGUCCAAAGUACGACAUGCUAUCAUGUCGUGCUCAUCAAGACCCUGGCGAGGCUCUUCACACGUUACCUGUCGGAAUGCAAGGUUUUUAAACAGUGGAAGACCAGCAAGACUGUGUUGUUGUAUAAAAAGGGAGAUCCACAUGACAUCAGCAACUAUCACCCAAUCUGCUUACUGUCCGUCAUCUACAAGCUCUUUACAAGAGUUAGAUUGUGGGAUGAGGGUGGUUCCCCUGAUUCCACAAUCUGCAACUCCAUCUCCAACUCAACUCUCCCUAAUCGUGCUAAAAACGGUGUACAAGUGCGAGAGUAUAAGAUGCCGCUCUGUCUCACCUUCAUCGACUUGAAGAAGGCCUUCGACUCAACAGAGAUGGAAGCGGUCAUGGAAGCCUUGGACAACCAAGGCGUCCCUACCCAGUACAUAAAGGAUGCAGUGAAGAGGACUAAGAUGUUCUGGCUCUGUGCUUACCUAUUCAACAGCACCGUUCCUCCUGGUUUGACCUACGGUUCAGAAACUUGGGCGUUUCGCAAGCAGAAAGAAAAUCCGAUCAUCAUCACAGAACGCGAAAUUGAAAAGGUGAUGCUAGGAGUAGCCCGCUUUACGCAAGUGAAAGAAGGGAUUCGAAGUUCUCUGCUACGUCAGCGGUCGAAGAGUAGAGACGCCGCCGCGUUUGCCAAGAAAGUAAAAUAA
This is a messenger RNA of Necator americanus (New World hookworm), 1806 nucleotides long. RefSeq lists its product as uncharacterized. The coding region runs from base 1 to 1806 and encodes 601 amino acids. The transcript has 3 exons. NCBI's taxonomy places the organism in Eukaryota, Metazoa, Nematoda, Chromadorea, Rhabditida, Ancylostomatidae. The record is from RefSeq and is a predicted model, not a curated record.